Molecule: messenger RNA, 729 nt
Organism: Paramecium sonneborni
Lineage: Eukaryota; Ciliophora; Oligohymenophorea; Peniculida; Parameciidae
Source: the annotation of a GenBank genome assembly
AUGAAUUUUGCAUUACCCUCUUCCAAAUUGCCACUUGUAUAUAGACAUCCAUAUUAAGGGUUUGUUAAUAGUUUACCCUAUAUUGAUGGUGAAAUAGAUUCCAAAACAAAAAUUUUAGUACUCAAACUUUUCAUAAAUAGGUUGAUCGUCUAAUUCAAUAAGAAAUGUAAAAUAUGGAUUCUUAGGACUAUUUACAUGAAUUACCUAUUCCUUAAACAAAAAUAACAGAUUUAUUGAAAUCAGAAAUGGAAAGAGUUGAGUUACAGUAACCAAUGUCUAAAAUUGAUUUUGAAUAGAAGCCUAAUUUCAAUUAAGAGUUUUAAUCAGCUCAUGAAGUUUAAGAGGCCAAUUAAUAAUUGAAUGUCCUUAAUUAAUAUGCUUAAAUUAAGUAACUCUUAUUAUUAGACUCUAGUAUCAUUAAUUCAGAAUUACUUAAUAAAUAUGGCAAAGAAUCUUGGACAUUGUUGCUCAAAUCAUAAGAAAAUGAAAAGAAUAGAUUACAUAAAGAAGUUACCAAUCAAUAGCAAGAAUUAAAUCAUAUUAAUGCUUAACGAAAAUAUGAAUAAGUAAUAUUUACCUCAUAUUAAGAAUGAAGUUAAAUAUAAAUUAGAUAGCUUAAAAUCUAAAGUUUAGGAAGUUUUGACUAAUAAUGCUUAAUUAUAGAUUGUGUGUGGAGAAUUAGAAUAGGAAAUCUAUGAAAAGUAAAGAAAAAAAUUAAAAUUGAAUUGA